Molecule: messenger RNA, 2715 nt
Organism: Acanthaster planci (crown-of-thorns starfish)
Lineage: Eukaryota; Metazoa; Echinodermata; Asteroidea; Valvatida; Acanthasteridae
Source: RefSeq, a predicted model, not a curated record
AACAGGUGUGAAUAGUGUUAAUGGCGUAUUUUGCACUCUAAUUGAAUAUGCAUGGCAUAACAGCAACCAGAACGGAGCUAACUUGUCAAAUAUGAAUGGACACACUGGAUUGGAUGGCAAUUGGCGGUAAUAUCGCGGUAGGAGGGAAAAGUUUGUCUUGAUUAUGCAGACUGGAUUAGGUUAUAUACAAAAUAUGACUUCCUUUCAAAAGUUCAUGCCCCGUUUUUCGAUAAACAGUGUCGUCAAGGAAAACUAAACAAAUACACUGAAUACGCUCUAGAUCUUUCACUUGAGGUGGUAUGUGGAUCAGAGCAAAGCCUUUGUUGUGGAAGCAUUUUUCCUGCGACAGAAGUGAUAACGUCGGAGUGGCAAGACCUAAAGCCUUCCAGGAGCAGCAUUCGAUUCUGAAGAAUCUAAAAGCAUUGCUAGAAGAGAAUUUCCCCCUUGCAGGAGUGCACCGAUAGUUUCUAUAGUCUUUCUACAAGAAGGCAGGCAAGGGUCUGAGACUGGCUUCACAAUGGGAAAGGGCGCUCUCCUACUUAUCGCUGCUGUAGCAUUUCUCGUGCCAGAAAUCUUUGCACAGACAACAACUGUGGCUAGUUCAACAGAAACGACGGAAGUUACUGCGACAUCAGCUCCGACUGACAUGACUACAGACUCAGUCGGUACUACAACAGAUACAGCAUCCAGCUCGGACGGAAUUACCACAACUACUACGGGUGGAGAUUCCACAGCCAGUGGUACCACGACCGUCAGUGAACCAACCGACCACACCCCCACCACUGUCACGUCGAAAUAUGUCACCACCCCAGUUUCAGAUACUGCAACGGGAGGUAGCGCAUCAACAACCGAUUCCCCCAGUGGUACAACAUCCACUGAAGAUGUGACGACGGUAAUUUCAUCGACGGCCAGUGCAACAGAUUCACUGACAGCCAAUGGAACAGAUUUAUCGACAGCUACUGUAACAGAUGUAUCGACAGCCAAUGCAACAGAUUUAUCUACAACAGUCACAGAGCCCGAGCAGACAGCAACUGCAACACCACAACCUGUGGAGCCCACCAUCCUGUCCCCGGGAGCAAUUGCAGGUAUCGCUGUCGGCGCAGCAGCCUUUGUGAUCCUCGGGGGCGUGGUCAUUGGCGUUGUCGUCGUGAAGUGCAAAGCUGCAGGGUCCGCGGUGGCUGCUGCACCUUAAUCACCGCGUUGUCGAGGUCGGCAGGGGGUGGUGUCGCAGGAACUGUGGACACCGUUGAAAUCUGUCUCAUUUACUACACAUGGUCUCAAACACUCUAAUUUAUCUGCAUUCGAUUAUUUUAAUUUUUGUCCAACGAGGCAUACGCAAUACCACCAAUGAUUUUGAAUUUCAUGGGGUUUAAAUUUCACACUACGAUGGUCCCUAAACCCGUCAACCUGGAAAGAAGGGCAGGGGCAUUGCUAUGGUGUAUACGUAGCUUAUAUCCUACAGCAGAAACGUCUGGAAUAGAGAAGUGUAGUUGCAAAAACCAUGACAGGGAAUUUUACAGCCAAGCUGGCUCGCAGAUAACAGGAAGUAAAACUGAUCUUAGAUCUUAGAUUCGGCCUCAGAUUUGGACCUUUUUGCGCUGCUCGCUGACUACGUCAAAUUCUAAUUACAUUGUACAAAUCUAUUUCUGAUUAAUUAAUUAGAUAUCAGCCUUUGUUUUUUUCUGUUUGAAUAUUUUUCCGAAGUAGCUUCACAUGACACAGAGCCAUAAGGUAUACGAGGCACUGUGUACCCAGACAACGUGACACGAACAUGAUGGAUCGGUACGAUACUUUUAUUUUGAGAAUCGAGGUCUUUUUAGCUUUUGGUCAAGUCGAUAUUUCUGAGGAGGGUCUAGUGUUGAGUCAAGCCGAGUCAGUUGCUUGCGGUGACUCAGAUCGAGUCAUUUACCCGUUGGAUUCCUUUUGGCAGUUAUAAACGUCAUGGGCAAAGCUGUAACACAGGGAGUUGAAAACGAAACUGAAAUAAUAGGUUGUUGCAUCUUAGGUAUUUCCUCAGCAAAACUUAAUAUGGGUGUAGGUGUGUGUUUGUAUUGAAAAAACUCUAUCUCCAUCAGACAGCCUUCUGGCGUCAUUUUGCAGUUGGGUAUGGACUGUAAUAUUGAUUGAUAAAUAUCUUGUCCGAGUUUGUUGUGACUCACAGUGUUCAUUUAGCUGAUAUGUUAAUGUGUAUGCUUGAUCUCAUUCCAAAGAAUAGCUUAGAAAUUGUUGGAGGAUUGUUGGCUGAUCCUUUUACCGCUUUUCUGUUAGGGGUUCAAUUUUAUCCACGGGGUUCCGGGUGUCUGUCUUUCACGUCAAAGGGUAUAUCUGUUUCCCUUCUGUAUACGCACACCUCUAAUCCAUGGAAGAUAAAACUUGUAAAUAUCCGAUCUCCGUGGCUAUUUCCAGUUUUCAACCGUAUCAAUUUCGUCAGUCAUCAUUGUUGUGAAUUGCGACAGAUUGUUUGUUUAAGUUAAGUGAAGAAAUCCUCAGCUGUUCGGUUUUGAAUUUAGUAACUCUGUUAUUAUUCGUGGCUGCAUGGGUGGUUUUGCUAUUGAUUUCCAUUCACAUUUGCAUAUCAGAGCAAAUUAGGAUUUGUAAAAUAAGCGCCUUUAUUUACUCUUAAAGUGUUCUCUGUUGCUGCAACUUCAGUUUUGAACUAUGGAUUGUUAAGUGAAAAAAAUGUAAUAAAAACAUGAAUCGUGAUGAUUAAACGAA